AUGGGGCCUUCGAGACGCCUCGUGACCAUCAAAAGGAGCGGGGGCGACGGCCCCCACUUUCCCCUGAGCCUCAGCACCUGCUUGUUUGGAAGGGGUAUCGAAUGUGACAUCCGUAUCCAGCUUCCUGUUGUGUCAAAACAACAUUGCAAAAUUGAAACCAAUGAGCAGGAGGCAAUAUUAUAUAAUUUCAGCUCCACAAAUCCUACACAAGUAAAUGGGUCUGCUAUUGAUAAGCCUGUACAACUAAAACAUGGAGAUAUAAUAACUAUUAUUGAUCGAUCUUUCAGGUAUGAAAAUGAAAAUUGCCAGAAUGGAAACAAAUCAACUAGAUUUCCAGGAAAAAUACCAGAACAGGGACCAUCACGCCGUGUGUCAAGAUCUAGCUUCUCUUCUGACCCUGAUAAGAGUGAGGGAGGGCCUUUGAAAAGAAGGCGUGUGUCCUUUGGUGGUCGUCUAAGACCGGAAUUGUUUGAUGAAAACCUGCCUCCUAAUACACCUCUCAAAAGAGGAGAAACACCAACGAAAAGAAAGUCUCUGGUCGCUCACACCCCAACUGUCCUGAAGAAAAUCAUUAAGGAACAGCCUCAACCAUCAAACAAAGAGUCUGCUUCCGAAAUCCAUGUGGAAAUGAUGGCACAAAACGUGUUUGUGAGCUCUCCAGUUCCUAGUCCUAGGACCACUCCGGUUGCUGGUGCACAAAGCCGUAGGUCAUGCAGAGCAUCCUCCACUUCGAGUGGCAGCAAAUCUCAGGUAGAUAUUCCUAAGAGAGGAGGGAGAAAGAGUGGCAACCUGCCAUCAAAGAGAAUUUCCAUCAGCCGAAGUCAACAUGAUAUUUUACAGAUGAUUUGUUCCAAAAGAAGGAGUGGUGCUUCUGAAGCCAAUUUAAUUGUUGCAAAAUCGUGGGCCGAUGUAGUAAAACUUGGCGUGAAACAAACACAAACUAAAGUUGUAAAACAUGGCCCUCAAAGGCCAAAGAACAAAAAACAAAGAAGACCCAACACUCCGAAGAAGCCUGUGGACGAUGCUCACAAUCAGUUUAGUACCGGCCAUGCAAACUCUCCUUGCACCAUAAUAAUAGGGAAAGCUCAUACUGAAAAAGUAAAUGUGCCUGCUCAGCCCUACAGAAUGCUGAACAACUUUGUUUCCAACCAAAAGAUGGACUUUAAGGAAAAUCUUUCAGGAUUAAGUGAAAUGUUUAAGACACCAGUGAAGGAGAAGUCACAAUUGAUGAGCUCUGGUCCUGUCACUCUUUCAAGUUCAGAGAAUUUGCUCGGAAAAAAUUUUCAAGUAACUAAUUCAGCAGAAGAACCUCUGCUACGUACUUCAGAGAGUUUUGGAGAAAAUGUGCUCUUGAGUACUUGGAAUGCAGCAAAAGAACCUGAUACACACUCUGCAACCCCUGCCUUACAGCGGCAGUGUGUAAAAGAAAAUGAAACUCUAGUGAAAACUCCAAAGAACAUCUAUACAGCGACUCCUGUUGAGAUGAAAACUUCAGAUACUGAGACAGAGCCUUCAAAGACAGUAUCCAGUGCAAAUACAUUAAGAAGGUCCAUGGAGCUCAGAAAUCCGCAGAAGCUCCCUAUAGACAGUAAGAAUGAAGACACAAAAACUGACACUGUCGAGGACAUCAUGGGCAAAUGUCUGAGGAGGCCACCACUACGAGAAAAGAAAAUAGAAGGAGAGAUGAAGGAAACUGAAAGACCUUUUGAAACAUAUAAGGAAAUUAUCGAGUCAAAAGAAAAUUCCGAAAUGAUGGCAGAUGGGAGGGCAUCAAGAAGAACUUGGGGACAUAAAAGUGAGCCAGCUUCCAACCCAGCAGGUCUCAAGAGGUGGCCCGAAAUGGCACCCAUGAAGGACAUGACAGACACCCAAGAUCUCCAAACACCAGGUCUCACCAGGGAACCAAGGAAUGAGAAGGAUAAGACCACUAAACUAUAUCAGAGAUCUUUACAAGCAGAGCCAGUCAACACUCCCACAAACAUGAACAGACAGCUCAGGACAUCUCUGGGGAAAGUGGAUGUGAAAGAAGAGCUCUCAGCAGUCGGCAGGCUCACACGAACACCAGAGCAAACCGUGCACACACACAAAGAACCAGUGCCUCAAGGAAAAGGCACCAAAAUGUUUCAGGAAACUCCACGGCAAAAAGCAGACUCAGAAAACUCUGUAACUGGAGUGAAGAGAUGGCCAAGAGCAGCUAAGGAAGAGGUCCAACCCCCAGAAGCUCUGUCUGGCUUCAAAGAACUCUUCCAAACACCAAAACGCAAUGACAAGCCCACAAUAGAGGACAAAACUACUAAAAUAUGCAGCAAAUCUUUACAAUCAGAACCAGUGAACACUCCAACAAGGACAAAAAGACAACCCAGGACACCUUUGGGGAAAAUAGCUACAGAGGAAGAUCUGGCUGCAUUGAGGAAGCUCUCGCAAACGCCAGGGGAAGCCACACACACCCCCAAGGUACUGGGUGAGGAAAAAGGCAUCAAAGCGUUUAAGCAAUCUGCAGAGCAGAAACUGGACCCAGCAGCAAGUGUAACUGGCAGUAGGAAGAGGCCAAGAGCAGCUAAGGAAGAGGCCCAGCCCCUAGAAGACCUGUCUGGCUUCAAAGAGCUCUUCCAAACACCAAAAUACCAUGACAAGCCCACAGGUAAGGAUAAAACUACUAAAAUACCCUGCACAUCUCCGCAACCAGAGCCAGUGAACACUCCAACAAAUGUGAAAAGACAGCCCAAGACACCUUUGGGGAAAAUGAAUGUAGAGGAAGAGCUGUCUGCACCGAGGAAGCUCUCACAAACAGCAGGGGAACCCACACACACACCCAAGGUACGAGGUGAGGACAAAGGUAUCAGAGCAUUCAAGGAAUCUGCAAAACAGAAACCGGGCCUGGCAGCAAGUGUAACUGGCAGCAGGAGAAGGCCAAGAGCAGCUGAGGAAAAGGCCCAACCCCUAGAAGACCUGGCUGGCUUCCAAAAGCCCUUCCAAACACCAGGUCACACUGAGGAGUCAAUGACUGAUGGCAAAAGCACAAAAGUACCCUGCACAACUCUACAACCAGAACCAGUGGACACCACAGUAAGCACAAGGGAACAGCCCAAAACAAGUCUCAGGAAAGUGUCUGCACUGAGGAAGCUCACGGAAACCUCAGGGGAAUCCAUACAUAUGCACAAAGUUCUAGUAGGUGAGGACAAAGGCAUCAAAGCAUUCAAGCAAUCUGCAGAGCAGGAACUGGACCCGGCAGCAAGUGUAACUGGCAGUAGGAGAAGGCCAGGGGCAGCUAAGGAAAAAGCCCAGCCCCUAGAAGACCUGGCUGGCUUCAAAAAGCCCUUCCAAACACCAGGUCAUACUGAGGCGUCAAUGACUGUUGCUAAAAGCACAAAAAUGUCCUGCACUUCUCCACAACCAGAGCCAGUGGAUACUGUGGUAAGCACAACAAGAUGGCCCAAGAGAAGUCUCAGGAACGUCUCUGCACUGAGGAAGCUCACGCAAAUAUCAGGGGAAUCCACACGUACGCACGAAGUUCUAGUAGUCGAGGACAAAGGCAUCAGAGCAUUCAAGCAAUCUGCAGAGCAGAAAUUGGACCUGACAGCAAGGGUAACUGGCAGCAGGAGAAGGCCAAGAGCAUCUAAGGAAGAGGCCCAGCCCCUAGAAAACCUGGCUGGCUUCAAAAAACCCUUCCAAACACCAGGUCACACUGAGAAAUCAAUGACUAAUGUUAAAACCACCAGGUCCCCACUGCCAGAACUAGUGAACACCACAGCAAGCACAAAGAGACAGCCCAAAGGAAGUCUCAGGAAAGUCUCUGCACUGCAGAACCUCACGCAAACAUCAGGCGAAACCACACACACAUCCACAGAACCCCAAGGUGGGGAUAAACACAUCAGAGUGGCUAAACAAUCUGCAAAGCAGAAACUGGACCCAGCAGAAAAUAUAAAUGGCUGCAAGAGGCAGCCACGUGCAGCUAAGAAAGAGGCCAAAGCCCUAGAAGUUCUGGCCGACUUCAAAGAGCUCGUCCCAGCACCAGGUCAACGUGGGGAACCAAGAAAUGACACUGAGAGCCUCAAGACUGCUCCAAAGCAGCCCCCUGACAGUGGGGAACCUCUGAAAACAUUUAGGAGGGUCCUUAGGGCCCCUAAAGUACAACCUAUACAAGACAUGGUGGGCACCAGAGACCCUGUCAAAUCACAGAGCAAAAGCAACACUGCUCUGACCUCCAAGAGGAAGUCUGGAAAAGACGACAGUGUCUCGGGAGGCAAGAGACUGCACUGCAUGACUGCCACAGAGGGAGUUGUAGAGGAGGAGCCAGCCAACAAGAAACAGAGGUCUGCGCCCAGGGAGAAAUGCACACCACCUGAACCCUUGGUAGUACUGAAGAGAAGUCUGAGAAUUUCUGCAGAGAGUAUGGAACCCGUGGAAGAUCUGAACAGCAACAACAUGAAAACUAAGAAAAGAGAACACAAAGUGGAAGGCUCGGUCACUUCAAAUAAGGGAAUAUCCCUGCGCCCCAGACGCCAAAAUAAAUCUGAUGUAGAGCAACAAAAAACUGAGGUUCCUAUAGCAGCAGAAAAAAUUAAAAUAAAGAGAUAUGAAAAGAAGUCUGUUAAGACCUCCCAGGAGUUGGAGAUUGAAAACCCAGGUGACAGGGCCAAGGGACCCACAGAAAGGGGCAAAGUUGGUGAAAGCAGAGCAUGCUCGAGAUCCCUCCGGCAGAGUAAGAGCUCCCAGCCCAGCAUGGCACGGGAGGAGGGAGCCAAGGAAGGUGUGGGAACCCACACUCAGAACCAGACAGAGAAAGGAGUAAGAGGAAAUUCAGACUUCAUGAGCCUGAGGUCAAGGAAGGUUAAAAUCCAGCCUGCAGUAAACAAGCUGGGAAGUGAACCUGAGCAGAGAGCAACCCGGGCUAUCAAGAGAUGUGCAGAAAAUCCAAAGGAUGGUAAAGACAUUGUGUCCAUCAAGAAAAUAAGAACCAGAAGUCAUCGGGACAGCGAAGAUAUUUAGCCAAGAGAUUUAAGUGGGA
Propithecus coquereli (Coquerel's sifaka) is the source of this 5008-nucleotide messenger RNA. RefSeq names its product marker of proliferation Ki-67 (gene MKI67). The coding region runs from base 1 to 4989 and encodes 1662 amino acids. Lineage: Eukaryota; Metazoa; Chordata; Mammalia; Primates; Indriidae. Gene Ontology annotation, cellular component: nucleus; chromosome. The transcript is spliced from 14 exons. Gene Ontology annotation, molecular function: protein binding. The record is from RefSeq and is a predicted model, not a curated record. Gene Ontology annotation, biological process: regulation of chromosome segregation; regulation of mitotic nuclear division.